AUGAAUAUGAAUAUUAUUGAUCUAAACAAACCUUGUCAAGAAGCCAUUCAAGAAGAGCAAGAAGUCAUUGAACAGGAAUAUGAGCAAGAAAGUGAAUGUAUCAAUUUUGAGCCUUUCACAGGCCAGUGUUUUUUGAGCGAAGAAGAAGCAUAUUUGUUUUACCAUAAAUAUGCUAAACAACAUGGAUUUUCUGUCCGUAAAACAAGAUUUGACAAAAACAAAGAUGGAAAAAUCAAGAGAAGAGAUUUUGUGUGUCAUCGUGAGGGUUUUCAACAAUCAAAGAUAGCAGAUCCUGUGAUGAAGCAACGAAACACUGCAUCUACAAGAUGUGAUUGCAAAGCUCAUAUGAGGGUAAAACUAAAGAAAUCUUUUGAGAUUUUUCCAGAACAAUGGCAUGUCACUGAGUUUGUUGCUAUACAUAAUCAUGAGUUACUUUCACAGGAAGAGGUACGUUUUCUUCCAUCUUAUCGUUUUAUGACAAAUGAUGAUGAGAAACGUAUUCUUUUAUUGAAAGAUGGAGGUCUUAAUGUGAAGCAAAUCAUGCGUGUGAUUGAGCUUGAAAAGAAUGUUAGACAUGGUCACCUUUCGUUUACUUCAAAAGAUGUUCACAAUUUUUUUAGUAGAUUUCGCACCGAGAAAGCAAAAAAUGAUGUAUUAGAUUUUUUGGAAUAUUGCAAGAUAGCCAAAAAAGAGAAUAAAAAUUUUCAGUACUGUGUUAAGCUUGAUGAUGAAAGAAAAAUUAAUGCUUAUGACAUGCCAUUGGGUAUUUUUGUUGGAGUUGACAAUCAUGGUAGAAGCAUAUUAUUUGGAUGUGCUCUUCUCCGCAAUGAGACUAAAAGUACAUUCUCUUGGUUGAUGAGGACAUUUGUGUCCAUGAUGAAAAAAACUCCUAAAUCCAUACUAACUGAUCAAGAUCCUUGGAUGACACAAGCUAUUGCAGAGGAAAUGCCUUUAACAAAACAUGCCUUUUGUAUAUGGCACAUCACAUCAAAAUUUGCCUUUAACAAAACAUGCCUUUUACUUGAUACUCAGGAGGAGUUCGAGAAUAGGUGGCCUCAAGUAAUUGAGAAAUAUAAGUUGGAGAAGAAUAAACAUGUAGUGGGCUUACACAGCAUAAGGCAUUCAUGGGUGCCUUCUUAUCUCCGUGAACACUUUUUUGCUGGAAUGACCACAACAGGGAGAUGCGAAAGUUUUAAUGCAUUUAUCAAGAGAUUUACAACUUCACGUAUAUGCUUAAGCCUGUUCAUAAAGCAAGUUGAUUUGGCUAUUGAAGAUAUUGAGCAAAAUCAGUUGCAAGUUAGAAUGUUGGAGAAAUACAGAGGAGCUUCACUCCGAACUUUAUCCCCACUUGAAGAGCAGCACAAAACAUCUUGA
Messenger RNA from Daucus carota subsp. sativus, 1374 nucleotides. RefSeq names its product protein FAR1-RELATED SEQUENCE 11-like. The transcript has 5 exons. Gene Ontology annotation, biological process: regulation of DNA-templated transcription. NCBI's taxonomy places the organism in Eukaryota, Viridiplantae, Streptophyta, Magnoliopsida, Apiales, Apiaceae. The coding region runs from base 1 to 1374 and encodes 457 amino acids. The record is from RefSeq and is a predicted model, not a curated record.